AUGGAGGGACUAAAAGGUUUUGGCAUUGCUUCUCCUGAGGGUCCUAUAUCUCUUGAUGAAUUGAUUGAUGACAUAUAUCGCAGUUGUUACUUGGAAUUGAGGAAGCAAUUAGAAAAUCAUGUUGUUACAAUUGAUACAUUGCACGAUGAGAAUCGUCUGGCUGUUGAGUGUCAUGAAAACGAAAAGAAAGUAUUGAAAGAAUCAGUUGCAAGAGCUUACCUUGAUGAACUGAACUUUAAUGAAAGGCUCAAUGGUACAAAGCUGUCAUGUUCUGAAGCAAAUGAAAUAGCGAAUAGAGUCAACACAUCAUUUAACCUGGCUGUCCUUGUAACAAGGAGAAGAAUAAAUUUUACAGUUGAUAACAGUGAGCCGAGCCCGACGGGGCAGCGGAUUGGAUUCUCUGUUUCCUCCUGUAGUCUUGUAUCUGAGAAGUAUGGGAAGCUAGCUAGCUCAAUUUAA
Prunus armeniaca (apricot) is the source of this 459-nucleotide messenger RNA. The record is from the annotation of a GenBank genome assembly. NCBI's taxonomy places the organism in Eukaryota, Viridiplantae, Streptophyta, Magnoliopsida, Rosales, Rosaceae.